GCCAUACAAAACAAGAAUAGAAUAGAAAAUAAAGUUUAAGUUGAAAGAAGCUCGCAUUUAUAGAAAUUAUCCACAAUAUUCUAUUCAAACUCAGCGAAAAAGGAUACAGUAUACUGUCAGCUAAGUGAUCAGAGGACAAAAUAAAUACUCGUUAAUUGCUCGUGUCCUUUGGUUCUUGUUUACAUUUUGUGUGUCGUUAAAAUGUUCAACACAAGAAGCGAAAAGGUAUUGCAAGCUCCCAGCAUACUGUCUCUUAUAAGAGCCAACUGUUGCACCACAUGUCUGAGCAGCGACCGCCGUCUCUAUCCAAUCAAAGCAUAUCUCCCUGAACUAAGAUAUCUCUGCAAAGAAGUUUCUUUUUUAGUUCAAGACAGAAUAUGUUAUGAAUGCAAAGCAAUACUAACUAAAACGCUGAAGUUCAGAGAGAGAGCUCUAAAAGCAAUGGCUGUAAUAUCCAGCUUGGGACAAGAGAAUGCAAUCCAACUCUAUCAGGAAAUCAAUAUUAACACCCUUUCACCGCUAACUUGUUCCAAUGUGAAGAACACUUUUGAUGCCGAAUAUGACCUGACUUACAAUGACACAACUGACGUAAACAUAUCUCCCACUGAAGUGAAAAUAGAAUUUGAUGAAACAAGUAUUAAAGUAGGUAAUGAAGAUACAAGUGAUGGCGUCAGUGAUGAUGAUGAUAGAGAACCACUCUCGGGGCCCAAGAUGGAGGGGACAGUUGAUGCGGAGAGCUUCCUGACUCCGUGGAGAGUGGAAGCUGUGUCAGCAGAAUAUACAGAACAAGAACAGUCUGAUGAUAAUGAGAUGCCUCCUGAAUCCAGUAGACUUAUUACAACAGAGGAUAGUCCCAAAUCAUCCAGAAAAGUCAACAAUAGCUAUAUUUAUAGCAACACCGACCAGCCCUCUUCGUCACUACCUGAGAAUGAAUAUGUGUAUGACAUAAAAAUAUUUAGCAAAUCAGAAAUGCUGGAGUACAGGGAGACCAUGAAGAAAUCGGCAUUGUAUGUUGGUAAAAGUUACAAAUGUGAAAAGUGCAGUAUUUCAAUUUCAAAGAAGGAAUUAUUUGACAAACACAUGGAAUUGCAUGAUAUGAAAAAUGGUCAAUUUAUGUGUUUAUUCUGUGAACAAAGAUUUCCUGAAAAGCGCACGUGUGAAGCACAUGUGCAAUCUCACUUCAGAUAUUACGCAUGUCGCUACUGUGACUACCGCCACCACAGAGAGCAGCAAAUCAGAUGGCACAUGCAACGGAACCACAAGAAGUUUGAGUGUAAAAAGUGCAAUGAUGAAUUCCCCUGUUACAACGAACUCGUGAAUCACACGCGGAGAGCUCACGUGAAGAAACUCAAGUGUGAUGUGUGCGAUAAAACAUUAAACUCUGCUAACUCUCUCAAACAACAUAUGCAGUGGACGACGGCAGACCGCCGGCGUACUGCGUGGAGUGUGACAAACACUUCCCAACGCAAUCAAUAUUCAAACAGCAUCUGCAGACGUCCAAGAAACACGCGGUACCCAGGUACGAAUGCGACCACUGCGGUGCUAAAAGCAUCAACAAACAAGCUCUUCAGAACCACAUAGACUCCACACAUAUGAAGAUUCCUAGAUACGAGUGUGAAACGUGCGAUCAGAAGUUUAUAACAAUGGUUUACUUGAGACUUCACAAGCGAAAAGUACAUGGAGGCAAGAAGGCAGCGGCCAAGAAACACGUGUGCCAUGUGUGCGGAAAAGAAUUUACGGUCAAAAAAAGUCUGGAACAGCACUUGAACACCCACUCCGGGCUGCGUCCGUUCAAGUGCAAUGUGUGCGGAGAUACAUUCGCGUACAGUGCGGCACUCUACACACACAACAAGCUCAAGCACUUGAAAAUCAAACCUCCAUCCUGGAAGAAGAAGAAGACUGCCAAUUAAUUCUCAUUUUGCCUUAUAAAGCGUAUGAGCAGACAGAUGUAUAUA
Plutella xylostella (diamondback moth) is the source of this 1955-nucleotide messenger RNA. NCBI's taxonomy places the organism in Eukaryota, Metazoa, Arthropoda, Insecta, Lepidoptera, Plutellidae. The record is from RefSeq and is a predicted model, not a curated record.